Molecule: messenger RNA, 1097 nt
Organism: Carya illinoinensis
Lineage: Eukaryota; Viridiplantae; Streptophyta; Magnoliopsida; Fagales; Juglandaceae
Exons: 6
Coding region: 75-695 (206 amino acids)
Source: RefSeq, a predicted model, not a curated record
UGGCAAUCACGCGGCCUUCCUCAGUCCUCAACAUCUCUCUCUCUCUCUCUCUCUCUCUACUUGUCUCGAAGAAAAUGGGUUCCUCUCGUAUGGUGCCUUUUGUAGCUGUUCUUCUGGUAUUGCUAACCAUGACUUCACUAGGGUCAAGUGAUGCAUCUCCUCUUGAUGAUUUUUUGGGAAGCGUGUGUGAAGAUGUGGAAUGUGGAAAGGGAAAUUGCUCAGCUGAUUUAAGCUACCCACUUGGCUUCAAGUGUGAAUGUAAUACUGGCUGGAAGCGAACCCGUGACGAUAAUGACGAUCUCACUUUUCUUCCCUGUGUGAUACCCAACUGUACUCUUAACUACGGCUGCCAGCCAGCCCCUCCUCCAGUCCCAGAAAAGGAGUUUCCUCACAAUUUCUCAGCCUUUGACCCCUGCUACUGGGCAUAUUGCGGAGAAGGGACAUGCACGAAGAACAAGACGCAUACAUACACAUGUGAAUGCAACUCGGGUUUCUUUAAUCUUCUAAACAUCUCAGCCUUCCCAUGCUACAGUCAAUGUACGCUUGGAUCUGAUUGUUCAAAGCUUGGGAUUACAGUUGCAAAAACUUCUGCAGAUGGAACUGGGGGUACUGGUCAAGGUACCUCGUUUCUACCAGGAAAGUUCCAUUGGAUGGCUAUACUGAUGGUGACCUUUGGUAUAGUUACGUUGAAGUAGGUUAAAGCAUGCGUGCAUGCUAAGUAUUGGAUGAAGAUAACAUAACUGCAGCUUACGGCUACUAGCUAGCUAAUUUCGUCAUACCUGAUUUUGAGAUACAUACAUACAUAUAUAUUACAUUUAUAGACAGAUUAUAUAUAUAUAUAUAUAUUCAUCAUUUGGCCCUUCGUUUGUUUACAUUAAUAUUCCCCUGUUUUUCUUUUAUUUUUUUCUUUUUAUUUUUUUACUGUACAGAGUUUGUUUGAAUAGUUCAAAGCACAGUCAUUUUCACUGUUGCGUGUAAAACUUUAUUGUAGAAUAAAAUUUAUUGAGUAUGGGCAUCAUGCAGUUGUACCUUUUGUCUUUAAUUUCAAUAUCGCUACUACUGACGAUAUGUGUAUAUAUAAAUUGUUAUUGAAUUUC